GCAGCUCCUUCCCUCCGGCUCCAGCUCUCAGGUUCUCGCUGCUGCGCUCCUCCUGCAGCGCUUCGGUUCCCGGGCGAGCCGACCCAGGGAGCAGGAUGCGAACCGGGGCCUAAGAGCUAGAAGUCAGCAGCACUUGACUCUGCCUCAUCUCCUCUCCUGAUCUUCUCGCCAGAUCUCCUGAUUUCCUCGCCAGCCUCGGGCCCACAGCUGCGUGUAACAGCAGAUUAAUUUAACAUUGUGUGGAAACAAGAAUUUUUCUCACCAUGAAUAUUAAGAAAGAAGAAAAAUGCAGAAGCCAAGAUUUUCAAACCUCUCAGGCCUUCGUGAUGCUUUGUGUGAUGACGCUGUUUCUUCCAGUCAUAAGGACUUCUAAAAUAAAUAUUCCCCGGCUUAAACUUCCCUACAAAGAGUUGCUGCUUUCAAACAGCUGUAUUCCAUUCAUGGGUUCAGCAGAGGGACUGGAUUUCCAAACCCUACUGUUAGAUGAGGAGAGAGGCAGACUGCUGCUUGGAGCGAAGGAUCACAUCUUCUUGCUCAGUUUGGUUGACUUAAACAAAAAUUUUAAGAAGAUUUACUGGCCUGCAGCAAAGGAGAGGGUGGAAUUAUGUAAAUUGGCUGGGAAGGAUGCCCAAACAGAAUGUGCAAAUUUCAUCCGGGUUCUUCAGCCCUACAAUCGGACACAUAUUUAUGCCUGUGGUACUGGAGCAUUUCAUCCUAUUUGCGGAUACAUUGAUCUUGGAAUUCACAAAGAGGAUGUUACGUUCAAACUCGACACACAUAAUUUGGAGUCUGGCAGACUGAAAUGUCCCUUUGAUCCUCACCAGCCUUUUGCUUCAGUAAUGACAGACGAAUACCUUUAUGCUGGAACAGCUUCUGAUUUCCUGGGGAAAGACACAGCAUUCACCCGAUCUCUUGGGCCUUCUCAUGACCAUCAUUACAUCAGAACUGAUAUUUCAGAACACUACUGGCUGAACGGAGCAAAAUUCAUAGGAACGUUUCCUAUACCAGACACCUAUAACCCAGAUGAUGAUAAAAUAUAUUUCUUCUUCCGAGAAUCAUCUCAAGAUGGCACGACCUCUGAUAAGACAGUUUUGUCUCGAGUUGGAAGAGUAUGUAAGAAUGAUGUCGGAGGUCUCCGUAGUUUGAUAAAUAAGUGGACCACUUUCCUCAAGGCCAGGCUGGUGUGUUCAAUACCUGGCAAUGACGGAGCAGAUACUCACUUUGAUGAACUUCAGGAUAUUUUUCUACUUCCUACAAGAGAUGAAAGAAAUCCUGUGGUAUAUGGAGUUUUUACUACAACUAGUUCUAUCUUCAAGGGUUCCGCUGUGUGUGUGUACAGCAUGGCUGACAUUAGAGCUGUUUUCAAUGGUCCAUAUGCUCAUAAAGAAAGUGCUGACCAUCGUUGGGUGCAAUAUGAUGGAAGGAUUCCUUAUCCCCGGCCUGGUACAUGUCCAAGCAAAACCUAUGACCCACUGAUCAAAUCAACCCGGGAUUUCCCAGAUGAUGUCAUUAGCUUUAUAAAGCGUCAUCCUGUGAUGUAUAAAUCAGUGUACCCGGUCUCUGGAGGACCUUCAUUUACUAGAAUCAACGUGGAUUACAGAUUGACCCAAAUUGUGGUGGAUCACGUUAUGGCAGAAGAUGGCCAGUAUGAUGUGAUGUUUCUUGGAACAGACAUAGGAACAAUACUAAAAGUUGUCAGCAUUACAAAGGAGAAGUGGAAUAUGGAAGAGGUAGUCUUGGAAGAGUUACACAUAUUCAAGCAUCCUUCAGUAAUCCUGAAUAUGGAGAUGUCUCUGAAGCAGCAACAAUUGUACAUCGGUUCCAGAGAUGGAUUGGUUCAGCUCUCUCUGCACAGAUGUGAUACGUAUGGGAAGGCUUGUGCAGACUGCUGCCUGGCCAGAGACCCCUAUUGUGCUUGGGAUGGAAAUGCAUGCUCUAGAUAUGCCCCAACUUCAAAAAGGCGAGCAAGGCGGCAAGAUGUAAAAUAUGGAGACCCGAUCACACAGUGCUGGGAUAUAGGAGACAGUAUUAGUCAUGAAACUGCUGAUGAAAAGGUGAUUUUUGGCAUUGAAUUUAAUUCGACAUUUCUGGAAUGUAUUCCUAAGUCCCAACAAGCGUCUAUUAAGUGGUACAUUCAGCGGUCUGGAGAGGAACAUCGGGAAGAGCUGAAACCCGACGAAAGGGUCAUCAAAACCGAGUAUGGUCUGCUGAUCCGCAGUCUACAGAAGCGGGACUCUGGGCUCUACUCCUGCAAGGCCCAGGAACACACUUUCAUCCACACCCUCGUGAAACUGACCCUGAAUGUCAUCGAGAACGACCAGAUGGAAAACCCGCAGAGGACCGAACGGGAGGAAGGGCAGGCCCGAGAUCUGCUGGCUGAGUCACGGCUGAGAUACAAAGACUAUAUCCAGAUCCUCAGCAGCCCCAAUUUCAGCCUCGACCAGUACUGUGAACAGAUGUGGCAUCGGGAGAAAAGACGGCAGAGGAACAAAGGUGGAGCCAAAUGGAAGCACAUGCAGGAGAUGAAGAAAAAGCGUAAUCGAAGGCACCACAAGGAUGUUGAUCAGCCCCCUCAAUCAAAGACCACGUAGUUUGCUGUUCCCAAGAGGAAGGACACUCGCCUGCAAGAAUACUGUGUUCGGUUUUGUACUUCCUUUCAAGGAGAUCAGCUAAUGCUCAGUAACAAUGAUCUGGACUGGACGGUAAUGAGAUUCAGGCACAUUCGUUUGAGACCGUCGUGGUACAACUGCAAUUGUAAACACAGAGUGCAAGAAUCAUCCAUAAACGAGGGAAUUUCCAUUUUUGAAUGGCUUUUCUUGUUUUCAUUAAUUGCUUUAUUUAAUUUUAUUGUGUUGAUAGGCUAGUUAAGGGCCCAGUCUACUAAUUAUCUCCUUUGGUGGGUGAGGGUUCAUUCCCCUGGAGUAUCAUUAUCAUAGUGUUUGCACAGUGGAAAGAGCUAAAUUCUUAUGAAGACUUCACUCUACUCUUCAAUUUGGUGGUGAGUGGAGUGAUUAUACAAGCGCACAUGUGACAGGGCCCAUUACCUGACUGCUUCUUUCUGUUGGUCAGAUUAUUCUAGUGAAUAAAGGAGUCCAGAAGGAGAGGGCAUUGUGUAGUAAUUCUUUCUGGCCAUUAGAGUUGUUAAUACAUUGGAAUAGGGUUUAACAGCCUAAAAAACAAACCAAUCUCCCCACAAUCUCUUAUUCCUAAAGCAACUGAUUUAUUGGGAAGAGUUCAUCUAAAAUGUGUUUUUAAAGUGCAGGUUCAUACAUGCAGGAACAGAGUUUCUGUAAUGCUUGGGGAAUCCUCAGGAUGAAAGGUACUACUUAUUUCAUUGUUUAGAGAAAACUAUGUAAGGUGUGUGUCAGAUUGUUAUAACGGCUUGGGUUAACCCUGUGGAUUUUUGUUAGCCGAAGCAAAGAUAAACAUAAAUUUGGGUUUCAGUAAAGUGACUCUUUUCAUAUAAAAAGAAAGAAUAAUCACAAUUUCAAGAAGCCUAAAUAACUGUCAACUGCAAUCCAACUUCUAAGGAAAACUGAAAUGCCAGCAAAGUUUUGAAGAGUAAUUUUCUCAGGGAGGAAUUGGGAAGAGGGGGUACAAAUCUUAUUGACAUUUAAAACGAUUUCUCUAGGCCCCUCUUCUAUUUCUCUGCAGAUGUAACAUCCUCUGCCUAGCUUUCCAUUACUCUCAUAAUACAUUUCUCUCCCUUGUUCUGGCAAUGAUUUGGGUAGACAAGAAGGAUAUAGUAGCUACGAGGAAUAAUAUUUGGUGACUUUAUAAAGUGUUUACUAAGGGACUAAAAAAAACGGAAGGAGUUAAAACAACUCUUUGACAUGUAUUGUAUUGUUUUACAGUGGCCUUUUGUAUUUCAGAGAUAAUAUGCAUUGUGAGACUCAAAGAAUUGUCAUAAUAUGAUUUUUAUUAAAUAAAAGUGAACACCUGUUGUAUAUAAUCACUAUUACUAGGUUGAGAUGAGUGGCUUGAACAUUGGCAGUAUAAUUUAGUAAAUGGCCCUGGUUUUACUUCUGACUCUUGACUGUGCACAAUAUGUACCAUUUAUUUGAACGCAACAUACCUUUCCUUGUAACGCACAACACCCUGUUAACUCUGCUUGUUUCUUCUGUUCACGCUUUUUAGAGUGUGGAAUAAAAAUUAGCCCCUUCCUCACAUGGAAGGGGACUUUGAUAAAUUCUCAAA
This is a messenger RNA of Ornithorhynchus anatinus (platypus), 4197 nucleotides long. RefSeq names its product semaphorin 3D (gene SEMA3D). Gene Ontology annotation, biological process: semaphorin-plexin signaling pathway; neural crest cell migration; negative regulation of axon extension involved in axon guidance. Gene Ontology annotation, molecular function: semaphorin receptor binding; chemorepellent activity. Bases 264 to 2591 code for a protein of 775 amino acids. The transcript has 19 exons. NCBI's taxonomy places the organism in Eukaryota, Metazoa, Chordata, Mammalia, Monotremata, Ornithorhynchidae. The record is from RefSeq and is a predicted model, not a curated record.